This is a messenger RNA of Anastrepha ludens (Mexican fruit fly), 3707 nucleotides long. RefSeq names its product D-glucuronyl C5-epimerase B (gene Hsepi). The coding region runs from base 409 to 2454 and encodes 681 amino acids. The record is from RefSeq and is a predicted model, not a curated record. The transcript has 6 exons. Gene Ontology annotation, biological process: heparan sulfate proteoglycan biosynthetic process. Gene Ontology annotation, cellular component: Golgi apparatus. Gene Ontology annotation, molecular function: heparosan-N-sulfate-glucuronate 5-epimerase activity. Lineage: Eukaryota; Metazoa; Arthropoda; Insecta; Diptera; Tephritidae.
GAAAUUAGUUGCUUGGCAUCUCUGCGAGUAUUGUUAUUUACAAAUGCACCUCAAAACAAUUGUCAAAAUCAUAUGUUUUAGAGAAGAACCAGUAAAGAAAGCAAAGGUAGAAAUUAGCAAAAGAUAUCACACUAAGCACUAAGCGAAUAAAAAUUUAACGCAGCUGAAAAAUAAGAAAAAGUAACCGUGAAAUUGAAUAGAAGGGAGUAUGUCUCCACGAUUUUAUUAUACACCCGGACCACAAUUACUAGGUGGUGGUAACAAAACAUGAAAAGCCGGUUUAUAGAAAUUGGAGUUACUUUCUGAAAGACUGCCUGGCUCCCACGCAAUUAAUAUAUACGACACUUAUAAAACUAAAAAUAUUCGGAUAGUUAAGAAUUGUGCUAGCAAAGGGUUGCGAAUAAUCCAAUGUUCAAAAGCAGCACAAUCGCUGGGACAGCAGCGCAAGGUCCCACGGCUGCAGCGACCAUCUCAGAUACAAAUAGAAUUACCAGUUUUAAUAAUAAGAUUACCACAGGUAUCACCCCAUCUAAGCGCAGCGCUGACCACAGAAGUCGUAGUAACAGUCGCUUCAUUAUAAAAAGGGGCAGUAGUAUCGGUAGUGAAACAUAUUUGCGCAAAUCAAAAGCCAAGCGUGAACCAUUCUUUUUCCUCAUCAUAAUGCGUUUGAACCUAAAGAAUUUCCUUUUCGCGCUUAUAGCAUUUGUGGUAUUCACCGGAGUAGUAUUAUAUUUAUUUUUUCCGGAUUUCUUAUUUCCGCACAACCUGGUUCGAAAUUGGGAUCGUCGACUCAAUAAAGACAGUACUUUUGUUUCAAGCACGAAUGAUGACACCCAUGCUUUGUUUUCGGCACCAUUACAGAAUAUUGAGUGCUGGAUAAAUCAAGAGUAUUCGAUACCUUGCAAACACAGUUCAGAAAAUAAUGAGGUCUAUGUACCAUUUUCGUUUCUGCGUAGCUAUUUUGAUAUUAGUGGUGCAAUGCUAGCGGUUACUAGCAGUAGCGUCAAUGACAAUAGCAAUAAUGGAGAUGAUAAUGUGGUGCCACGCUUUGCGUGGAUGCAUAGCAAUGCAAAAGUGAAUGUGCCUAAAGGCAAGUACGAUACUCGUGGACGCUUUGCGUAUUUUGAGAAUUAUAAUGUCGAGGUGCGUGAACGCGUUAAGUGUAUAAGUGCAGCCGACGGUGUGCCCAUAAGCACGCAAUGGGAAAAGAGUGGCUAUUUUUAUCCCACUCAAAUUGCUCAGUUCGCAUUGGCGCAUUAUAGUAAACACUUGGCUGAACCACCACCAAAAGUUAAGGUUCUGGAGGAUGCCGACACUAAUAAGGCCAACUGGCAAACGCCAAAGUCCAGCAACAUUUCACGCAUUUGGCAUCCUAAAUUCAACACCUCCGUCAUCCAAUAUGAAACUGCCAUCGGUUAUGAUAGCGCUGUGCGUUUGGAUAUCAACCAAACACUUGAGCUGGUACUAAGUGUUGAUCUGCUUUUGGUCACCAACAGUAGUAGCCUUAUGGUGAUGUUGCAGUCUCGCGAAACCAAACAUAAUUACAUACUGCACUACAUACCCGCCGACUUGCGGUUGAGCACGCAAGAGCAAAAUAUAUACUAUGGCAUGGGUACGAGUGCUGUAAAUCGGUGGCGUCAUAUUACACGCGAUCUUUUCAUCGAUGUGCAGAAAGGUGUCAUGAGUGGCAGCGACAAGAAGUCACAAUUAAAGAUACGACGCAAUGAAUUGCGUGUUACUGCGGUAGCGUUUCUAGGCGUAGGCUUUUUUGACAAUAUAACACUCUCCACAUACGACCACUUGGCACAUUUUUACGAUGCUGCCGAAUGGUUUAUUCACAAUCAGGAUAUGAAAACUGGCGGUUGGCCAAAUCCAGUGAAACGCAGUCUAAACGGCUUCACCGAACUCAAAGCCGGCUGGCUCUCGGCCAUGGGACAGGGGCACGCUAUUUCCGUGCUUGCGCGUGCCUACUAUCAUUCUGGUGGUGAUAAACGCUAUUUGAAAGCAGCGGCGCUUGGCUUGAAACCCUUUCGUGUGUUCUCCAAGGAUGGUGGCGUUCUGGCGCAAUUUGUGGACAAAUAUUAUUGGUACGAGGAAUAUCCGACCACGCCACCCUCUUUUGUACUAAAUGGUUUUAUUUACUCCCUACUGGGAUUGUACGAUUUAAAUUAUACAGCGCCAACAAACAUUGGACGCGAAGCUGGCAAGCUCUUCAACCAAGGCAUGUAUUCAUUAAAAAAAAUGUUGCUGCUUUAUGACACGGGUUCUGGUACUAGUUAUGAUCUGCGCCAUCUGAGUUUAGGCUCCGCACCGAAUUUGGCACGGGACGAUUACCACGCGACGCAUGUUAGUCAAUUACUGUUGUUAUCUACAAUCGAUAGUGAUCCACUGCUAAUGGAAACGGCAGAGCGAUGGAAAGGCUAUAUGUUUGGCAAGCGCGCCAAACACAAUUGAGGGCGGCACAGACGUGCGCAACACAAACAUUUAGCCUAUAAAAUCUUAGAGUGAUAUUUAACUUUUACUUUUUGUGAAAUUAAGUAUUCUUUUUACUUACUUUUAUUGAUAUACAAAAAUGCUUAUAUUGUUUUUUAAUUUUUUACAAUUUUUUAAGUGAAUAUUUUUAUAAACCCAAUAAUUCAGUAUAUUAAAAAGCAUAGUAUGAUAAGUUAAUUUAUUAUUGCUUGUAUGGCCACAAACUGCAUAUAAAUGAAUGGGUCACAAAUCAGUUGCCAGUUCGUGCACGAGCAAAAGAAAUAGGAAUAAAUUUCAUUAAAUUAUUAACUUUUAUUUAGAAAAUUCUUUACAUUUUUUUUAAGAAGUAUUAAUUGAAAACAUGCAGAGUUUUAAAAUAUAUAUAUAUUAUCUGGCAACGUCUUUAGAUAUUAAGCUAUUUUGCACAGGCCAAGCACAGGCUCUACUUUUGAUAGUACUUAUGAUUUUAUUUUUAGGAUUCUUGCCAAACUAUUUAUAACGAAUGCUUUAGAAACCUACCUUGCGCACUUUAUACGGUAUAUAACCGCCUAACCGGCUUUCCACAUUUCUGUAUAUGCUUGUUUCAUUUUUAGAAACAUAUUUUUUUUUUAUUAUGUGUUGAAUAUGAAAUAAAUUAAAUUAAAAAUAUUUGCUUAAAGUCAGAUAAACUAAACAUUUAGGGAAAGAAAGCAUACUUAAAAGUUGUUUUUACUUUUAUAAAUACUUACCAGUUGGGCACCUAUAAUUAAUCUGUCGUAUACUAUUGUAUAAUUUAUUUAUUUUUUAUUUCGUACUAGAAAAUAAAUACACGUUGUUACACUGUUAAAAAAAAUCGAGUUAGUAGUAGAGCUAGAGCUUAUAUCUUGCAUAUUUACACUCCCUAGACCACGCAUCUACAUUGAUGCUCACACACACAUGCAUACACAGCUAUGUAUAGAUGUACUAUAUAAUUUUACUGUAUUGUAGUCUGUUAAAUAAUCUAAUCCACAUGGAACGAUACAAUAAUUAGUUUAGGCAUUGUAGUGUUAAAAGAACGGGAGUAAUACAAAGUAGAAAAACCAAACACUUAACAACAACAACAAAAAAACAACAAAUUAUAAUAUACAUAAUGUAGUCAAGGUAAUAACUGCCAAAUCGUGACCAGAAACUUCUUGUUCUCAAGUAACGCAAGACGAGAGCAACAUUGCAACUUUGAGAGGAAAUCAUAAAUAAAAAUGUCCCAUUUUAAAAAUAAA